AUGAAUGUUACAUUCGAUUUAGAUGAUCAACAUCAUCAACAAAUUGAAUUAAAUAGUAAUGAUCCCGUACAACGUACACAUUUAAUAACACUUCGUGAAGUUGACAUACAAUUAACAAAUCGAAAAACUAUACUUACGGAAACAACACCAACUAAUGAUAAUAAUCAAGUUUUUUCUCAACCAAUUAUUGAUCAUAAUUGGGAAUCACGAUAUUAUUCGGGUCAUUUGGUAGCUACAUGUGGAAAUUUUGUUGCUUAUUCUCUUAAACGACAAAAUGGUGAUGAUAUUAUUUGUGUUUUUUAUAAACAAGUGGAUUUUCGAUCUGUAAUAAAUCCUCCAUUUUCGGGUGAUAUUCAUGAUUUAGUAUUCUCAUUUUCUGAUGAUGUCCUUUUGGCAUGUGUUGAUCAAGCAUCUCAUUUACGUAUUUAUCGAAUAGAAAAAAUUGAUGAACCAAAUGAAUUACAACAUACACUAAUCUUAUUUGUUGAUUUACAAUAUUCAAAUAAUCAAUGUCCUCCAACAUUAUCAUGGUGUUAUUUUAUACCUGAUAGUAAUGAUAGUGAAGAUAAUGAUGCAUAUACUAUGUUAAGUGUUACUCGUGGUUCAAAUGUCGAAGUACUUAAUGUUGAUAUUGUAUCACAAUCAUGUAUCUCGGAAAAUAUGUUAAAUUUAAAUCAAAUUGAAAAUGGUCGUUUAACAUAUGGAGAUAAUAAUGGUAAUGUAACAUGUGUUUGUUUUUCACCGGAUGGUACAGCAUUAGGAACUGGUACAGAUAAAGGUGAAAUAAAAUUUUUUUCAAUUAAUUUUGAACAACCACAAACAUGCAGAUGUUUACAUCUUUGGAUACCACAUGAAGGUCGAUCAAUUUCAUCAUUAUUUUUUCUUGAUGAUCAUAAAAAUUUAACACAAGAUACUCAAUUAUGGCGUUAUGCAAUAUCAGGCUGUGAUCAAAAUCGUGAACUUAAAGUGUGGAGUUGUACGAAUUGGAGUUGUUUACAAAUUAUUUGUUUUCAAUAUUCAUUUAUUGAUUCUGUAUUUCAUCCAUCAUCACAAAUACCUAUAUUUAAAGCUUCAAUUGAUUUAACAUCACGUUUUCUUGUUCUUUCUGAUAUAAAUCGAAAUUUUAUGUAUGUAUUAACUAUAUAUCAAGAUGCUGAAAAUAAUCGAGCACAUUUUUCAUCAAUAAAUGCUUUCAAUUCAAUUACUUGUCCAUCAUUAAGUUUUGCUAUAACAGCUGCUGAUCAAAUUAAUCGUGAACAUUCUGAUUUUGUUUCUUAUGGUGUUAAAAUGUACAGUAUUCAUACAAAAUUUUUUCAAGAAAUUUUACUCGUUUUUAAAACGAAUCGUUUUAUGACAAUAAAUCCUGUAUAUUUUGAACAACAAAAUCAUUCAUUAGAAGAUAAUAUUAUUGAAGAUUUUCAUUUUGAACCAUAUAUGUCAUAUUUACGUAAUGGAGAUUUAUCAGUACCUUCAACAACUAUAAAUCGUAUAGAACCUGCUGUCAAUGAUCUUAUUGGUCUUCCACCAUAUAGUAUUGAUGAUUUACUUACACCAAAUAGUUCUUUAACAAAUGUAACUGAUUUACCAAAUGUUGAUACAACACGUUCAUUACUUGCAAGUCAUGAUGGAUUAACAACAAAUGUAAAUAAUACAACAAAUAUACUUUCAUCACCACCAACAGUCAAUAAUAAAAUAUCAACAAAUGAUCCUCUUCAUGGUCUUUUACUUGGUAAUACAACAGCAUUUGAUGCUAUAACUAUUCGACAACAACAAGAACAUCAUACACAUAUUUCACCAUCACAACAACAAGUUGUUUCAACUGUAUCUACAAGUCCUAAUAAUCGAUUUAAAUCAAAAGUAACUACGGAUAAAGAUUCAUCAUCAUUAAUUAGAAAUGGUAUAUCACAAUCACCAUACGAUCUAGAUGAUAAAGAAGUUGCUGAAAGUAUGUCAUGUGCAACAAAUUAUCCUCUUCCAUAUGAAACCUUACCAAAUGAUGAUAAUGAUGAUGGUGAUGCAGUAUUUAUACCAAUAAAAACAAAUGAUGAUGAUGAACAGAUUAUUGGCAAUCAAGAUCCACUUUUAUCACCACCGAAAUUUAGUGAUAAUUCACGUUGGUCUAAAAAAAGUCCAAUGAAAGGAUUAAAUACAUCUGGUCGUCAGGAUAUCAAUGAUUUUAGUGAUCCAACUGAAACAAGUGAUAAAGACGAUGAUUCAACAGCUGAUGAAGAAGCUCUUCCACAUACACGUAUAAAACGACGUGGUGGACGUUCACCAAAUAGUUCACAAAUAGUAUUAAAUACCGAUUCAUUACAUGAAAUUCGUCAAUUAACUCGUUUGUUAAGUGAAUUUCGUUCACAUAAAACAAAUAUUUCCACGGAAUCUCUUUCACUUAUGACAUCACAUUUAGAUUAUGAAAAAAAACUUGAACAAUGCUGUCAACGUCUUGAACAAUUAGCAAACAAAGUUGAUAGAAUAAUUAGUCUCGAACCAGCUGGCAUUGUUUCUCGACCAAGUCGACCAAGUCCAAAUGCAGCACCUGUACAAGUUCUAACAACUGACGAAUCACCAGCAAUAUUAUCUGAUACACAUUAUGAUCGUUUAGAAGCUAUGCUUAUUGAAAAAAUUCAAACAUAUGUACAAGGCGCAAUGAAAUCUGUACUCGAACCAUAUCGAGAUAUGAAAGAUAAUUUACAUAAAGAUCUUGCAGCUAAAUUAUUAGCAACUGAUACAGUUAUUAAACAAACAAUUACACAAAUAUUUCGUUCAAAAACAAUGAUCGAUUCAUUAAGUCAUACAAUAUCUAAUUCAAUACAAUCAAUAAUGAUAACAUCUUAUCGUGAUACAUUUAAUCAAAUAGUAAUACCAUCAUUUGAAAAAGCUGCAACAAAUAUGUUUCAACAAACAAAUGAUGUAUUUAAACGUGGUACAAAAGAAUAUUUACAAGAAAUGAUUGAAUAUGGUCGACAACAACAACGUUCAUUAAUUCAACAACGUGAACAAAUGAUGAAUGAAAUUCGUAAAGAAUCAAUACAAUUAAAUAAAGAAUUUGAAAAGAAAAAUCAAGAUUUAGUAAAUACACUUAAAAAUGAUAUUAAUCAUUAUAUGACAUCUAAUUUAACAUCUAUAAUUCGAGAUACAACACGAUCUGUAUUACAUGAUGAAAUAACUGUAGUCUUUCGUGAAUUAUUAACUACGCAAAAAACUGAUAUAAAUAAUUUACUUCGACAAUCUCUUACUUCGAAAUCAACAAUUAGUCGAACAACAACUCCAAUACCUACAGCUUCUGUUAUUGCAUCAUCACCAACUAUAACAAGUACAAAUUCAACAUUAGAUACUAAACAACAACAUAUAUUAAAACUUGCUCGUUUUGGUCAAUUAAAUCAAGCAUUUGAAUAUGCAUUAUCAGCAUCAGAUUUAAAUCUUGUUUUAUAUUUAUGUGAAAAUGUUCGUCCAACAGAACUUUUUUCAAUUCAACCAUGUCCAUUACAAACUCCUGUUCUUCUUUCUUUAAUUCAACAACUUUCAGCUGAUUUAAAUACAUAUCAAGAAUUAAAAUAUAGAUAUUUACAUGAAGCAUUAAUUUGUCUUGAUUUAUCACAUCCAAGUGUACGUGAUUAUUUACAAACUGUUUUAAUUGAUCUUUGUAAAAAAUUAAAUACAUAUAUUCAAGCAAAUCCAUCAACAACGAUGGCUAAACGUUUUCAAUUAUUACUUAUGGCAAGUCAAGGUUUAGUACAAAAAAUUGUUCAACAACGAGCAACACCAAUAAUACAAACAACAUAA
Molecule: messenger RNA, 3786 nt
Organism: Rotaria sordida
Lineage: Eukaryota; Metazoa; Rotifera; Eurotatoria; Philodinida; Philodinidae
Source: the annotation of a GenBank genome assembly